Molecule: messenger RNA, 564 nt
Organism: Arabis nemorensis
Lineage: Eukaryota; Viridiplantae; Streptophyta; Magnoliopsida; Brassicales; Brassicaceae
Source: the annotation of a GenBank genome assembly
AUGGAGAAGUUUUCUUUGUUGUUCUCACUUCCAGAAUCUCUUCAAAUAUCCAUUGCUAUUCUCGUGGCCAAAAGUGGGGCAACCCAGCUCCGUCCUCUCAUUGUAUCAAGGAGACAAGGUUAUGAACUCGCUUUUCAUUCAAAUGUAUUAAGGGCUGAAUCACUAGACUAUCCAGCAGUAACUCCCAUUCUUGUCAACGAAGAUUCGACGUUCCGGUCCUUCAUAUGUCGUUGUGCUCUUGCUAGGAAUCCUAAUGCGUUUUAUCUGGAGAGCCUACGACUAACUAUUCAAUAUGGAGCACUUGAAAAAAGUGCUCAACUCCUACGUAACAUUGUUGCACCAAGUCAAAAAAUGUCUUUUGCAUUUGCCCUCAUUCUCUUUUCUUCUCACCGAUAUAAUGAAGCAGUGGCAGUAAUGAACAAGUUUAAGGAAGUUGCUGGGUCAUUUGACGAAGAUGUCUUUGUCUGUCAGUGCGUUUACUGGGACAUUGAGUCUAUUGGACCUCUUAAUAGGGUUUUAUUCACUACGACAUGGCAACAAUACAUGCUUUUCCCCCCCAACUAG